GCUGGCAAGACACGUUGUCCCCCUUCCUCCACGCCCAAAAAUGCAAGUAAGGGUUUAGGCUCAUCCCCAUAUCCAUUCUUUCUUCUGCAGAAUUCGGCAAUGAAUGGUUAAAACCCUAGUUUGGGUUUCAUAAAACCCCUCAAAGAUGGUAGCAGGCAGAGCAAAGCUGAGCACUUUAACUUUCUUAUUAUGCCGUUCUUGUUUUAACUACACUCUCUCUGUUGGCUUACACUCUUCUCCUAAAAAAAUUCGGGCAUUCAAUACAUUGCAUCGCUGUGGAAAUUUCUUUCUUCAUAAUUGUAUUAAAUCCAUCCCAGUUGGAGUCCUCCUCAGUUGGCCAACAUUUGCUCUUAGUAAUUUUGGCUGCUGCCAGUCAUUCUCAACCCAGGCAUCCCCUGCUGAAUUUAUAGAUGAAGUGUUGACGGAAAUCCUCUCAGUUAUGGCCAAUUCUCAAAGUUCAGGAGAGGAACUCUGUGCUGCUUAUAUUGACAAGUUUUGCAAUGACAAAAAUCUGUCAGGAGCCAUUAGGCUAGUGCGGACUUUGCAUGAUAAAAAUAUCCCCCUCCCUUCUAGUGCAUACAAUCGCCUUCUGAAAGCUGCAGUCGAUGAAAGUGAUAUUGGCCUUCUAUGUCAGAGUUUCAAGGAUCUGUUAGUAUCUUGCAAAUCUCUGAAUUCAUCUACAUAUCUUAUCUUUGCUCAGGCAUUUAUCAAGGAAAAUGAUAUUCACUGCUUACUAAGAUUUGUCCGGGAGAUUUCGGAGUUGAUCUUUCCGAGUAGUACUACAGUUAUGAAUAGGAUCAUCUUUGCCUUUGCUGCAUGUGGACAGGUUGAUAAGGCCUGGUUGAUUUUUGAUCAGAUGAAGAGUUUGAAGUCCAAACCUGAUGUGAUCACAUAUAACACCAUUUUGGGAAUCUUAGGCAAGUGUGGUAGAACAAAUGAAAUGCUUAGAGAGUUUGUGGCAAUGAAAGAGGAUGGUCUAAUUCCUGAUAUUGUUUCUUAUAAUUCCUUAAUUACUGGAUUGCGAAAGGUAGGCAGGCUUGAGUUAUGCUUAGUAUUUUUCAGGGAGAUGUGUGAGAGAGGAAUUGAACCAGAUUUGCGAACUUAUAAUGCUUUGAUUGACAGCUUUGGAAAAUCUGGUAAUAUUGAGGAAUCAUUGAGACUUUUUAGUGAGAUGAAGCACAGGGGGAUCUGCCCAUCAGUUCAUGUUUACAAAUCACUGAUCAGUAUUUUAAAGAAGAUGGGGAAGUUGGAGUUGGCUGUUGCUUUUUCAAAUGAGAUGAAUGAAUCAAUCUCAAAUCGUCGUGGAUCAAACUAUAUUCAACGGAAAAACAGAUAGUUUAGUAUGUCAAAUUGAUAGUGGACACCGGUUGAGUAAUGUUUAUGAAGAGCAUCAGUUUGCUUCAUGCUGUUGCUGCUGCCAUCUUCAUAAGAAGGGAUCUUUGUGGCCAGUAAAAUUGAAGAACCAUAAACAGCUAUCUGGUCCAAUCAUAGGCUGACUUCCUGGUGUUUGGAUCUCUGAAAUGACUACAGACCGGAAUUUUUCGAAGUGUUUUUCCUCGUGCGGUUCUUAUGCGCUUAUCCUGUAUGAAAAGGGAGAAGAGAUGCAUCUAGUUGAUGCUUGAUAGUGUAAAUAUCAGAUUAUUUUGUGGAUGUUGUAACCUCAAUUAUAUUUUGGUGCAUCAUGUAAGUAGUGUAAAAGAGCUUCUCUGUUGACUGAGGCUCUUUUUUUUAUGGCACAAUAAACAGUUAGAUAUUACAAUUGUAUGAUGUGUUUCAUCCAUCUUGAUGUGAAAAAAAGUUUUCCCUUGUUCUGCA
Molecule: messenger RNA, 1815 nt
Organism: Lycium barbarum (goji berry)
Lineage: Eukaryota; Viridiplantae; Streptophyta; Magnoliopsida; Solanales; Solanaceae
Product: pentatricopeptide repeat-containing protein At1g11900
Exons: 3
Coding region: 146-1336 (396 amino acids)
Molecular function (GO): protein binding
Source: RefSeq, a predicted model, not a curated record